AUGAGUCAACUUCUCACGCAGCGGCAGGCGGAGGAGCUACAUAAAGGAAUAAUCGCCUACCUCACUUCUGUGAAUUUACACCACAGCUCCGCUGCUUUGCGAGAAGAACUUGGCAGCUCGAUCACAGUUGACGACAGCACAUUAAAGAAAUAUGAGGGACUCUUGGAGAAGAAGUGGACGAGCGUAGUCCGGUUACAGAAGAAGAUUAUGGAAUUGGAAGCACGAUGCACUGCACUUCAGACGGAGAUCGACACUGCCACACCCACUUCCCUCUCUCGAAGAAAUCAAGACCCAGUAUCCUGGAUGCCUCGAGCGCCGCCGCGCCACGACCUCGAAUCGCACCGUGCGCCAGUAUCAUGCCUCGCUUUCCAUCCAAUAUUCUCCUCACUGGCUUCCGGCUCGGAUGAUACCACAAUCAAAAUUUGGGACUGGGAGUUGGGUGAGCUAGAGCGGACGAUCAAAGGACAUACCAGGGCAGUGCUUGAUGUUGAUUAUGGAGGACCACGCGGCGGCACACUUCUUGCAUCAUGCUCGUCAGAUCUAACGAUCAAAUUGUGGGACCCGGCUGACGAGUAUAAGAACAUCCGAACACUACCAGGACACGACCACAGCGUUUCAGCGGUUCGGUUCAUUCCAUCGGGGGCUGCAGGGUCCCCAAUGUCAGGAAACCUGUUAGUUUCGGCAUCUCGCGAUCUCACACUGCGUAUAUGGGAUGUCACGACCGGAUAUUGUGUCAAGACUAUGUCGGGUCACGGAGACUGGAUUCGAGAUGUUGCACCAUCCCCAGACGGCCGAUUCCUUUUCUCUGGUGGAGAUGAUCGAGUUCCACGUCUGUGGGAUAUCUCAUCGGGUGAAACUAAAUCAACAUUCCUAGGACACGAGCACUAUAUCGAAUGUGUGGCCUUUGCUCCACCAACCAGUUACCAGCAUCUCGCACCUAUGGCAGGCCUUAAAAAGCCACCGCCAGCAUCAUCCUAUGCCGAGUUUGUGGCUACUGGUUCUCGCGACAAGACCAUCCGUAUUUGGGACACCCGUGGAAACUGCAUCAAAACCCUUGUAGGCCACGACAACUGGGUCCGUUCAUUGGUCUUCCACCCCGGUGGAAAAUAUCUUCUAUCUGUAUCUGACGACAAGACCAUGCGGUGCUGGGAUCUCACACAAGAAUUCAAGUGUGUGCGCACCAUCGUGGCUCACGGCCACUUUAUCAGUUCGCUCCGGUGGGCACCUCCGUUGAUUAAGGACGCUGGUGCCAAGGAGGGCGCAAAUGGGGCCGAGGCUGCGUCCAAUGGUGCGAAAGAAGACGCAAAGAUGUCCAUUCGCUGCGUCCUGGCGACUGGUAGUGUUGAUCUCAAGGUCCGUAUCUGGGCAUCAUGA
Messenger RNA from Penicillium paradoxum, 1374 nucleotides. Its product is annotated as WD40 repeat domain-containing protein. Bases 1 to 1374 code for a protein of 457 amino acids. Gene Ontology annotation, molecular function: protein binding. NCBI's taxonomy places the organism in Eukaryota, Fungi, Ascomycota, Eurotiomycetes, Eurotiales, Aspergillaceae. The record is from RefSeq and is a predicted model, not a curated record. The transcript has 3 exons.